This is a messenger RNA of Fusarium vanettenii 77-13-4, 528 nucleotides long. RefSeq lists its product as uncharacterized. Bases 1 to 528 code for a protein of 175 amino acids. The transcript is spliced from 2 exons. NCBI's taxonomy places the organism in Eukaryota, Fungi, Ascomycota, Sordariomycetes, Hypocreales, Nectriaceae. The record is from RefSeq and is a predicted model, not a curated record.
AUGCCUCAAAAAUCUGCCAAGGGAAAGGAAAGGGAAAUCGAUCAUGAUCUGACUGAAACCGACCCUGAUCUCACCGAGACUGACCCUGACUUGACUCAAUCCGACCCUGAUCUGAUUGACACAGAUGACUACGCAGUAGACAAUGAGCAACGAUAUUCGGGCUCAGUUAACCUAUUGAGGGCUGCGCUGCAACUAAACGAUGAGCAACAAGUUGGCCCAUCACGCAUCUAUUAUUGCAACAAAUGUGGCGAUUACUUGGAUGGUCGCAUUGGGCCGCUUUGCUUGAACUGCAGAGCCAAGGAUGCAGGGCUUUGCUGCUAUUGCCGCGAGAGACAAGCCGAUCCGGGACAUUCGUCUUGCACGCCAUGCAGGCAAAAGAAGAAGGAACAAGAGGCUGACAGAAGAAAAAAGGCGAAGGAGAAGAAGGUUGAAGAGAAGAGGAAGAGUAAGGAAGAGAAGAAGACUGAGGAGAAGAGCAAGAAGAAGAGCAAGGACAAAAGGAAGGACAAAACGAAGAAUAAGAAAUAG